CAACAAUCGCAAGAAUCAUGGCCACGCAACUAAUUCCAUUGCCGGAGGUCGAAAGAUUGAGCUCAAGCGUCAUCAGAGUAUUGGGAGGGAAUCCGGGCAAGUUUACAUUACAAGGGACUAACACGUACAUCGUCGGUACUGGACAACAGCGUCUUUUAAUCGACACUGGUGAAGGCAAACCUUCCUGGAUUGCAGCUUUAAAAGAUACACUCUUGAAGGAGAAUGCCACCAUCGGCAAGGCUAUCAUCACUCAUUGGCACCAUGAUCACGCCGGCGGCAUAAAGCACUUAUUGGAGCACUCGCCGGACGCAAUCAUCUACAAAAAUCAGCCAAGCGAUGGCCAACAGGAUAUCCAAGAUGGGCAGAGGUUCCAAGUGGACGGAGCUUCCUUGCUUGCAGUUUUCUCCCCAGGCCACACCCAGGAUCACAUGUCAUUAGUGCUUGAGGAAGAGGAUGCCCUGUUUUCUGGCGAUAAUGUUUUAGGAACCGGCACAGCUGUUUUUGAGGACCUUUUGACUUAUCUCCAGAGUCUGGAGAAGAUGAGAGGACGGUUCCGAGGCCGCGCGUACCCUGGACAUGGCGCAGUGAUUGAGGACGGGCCAAGCAAGAUACUGGAGUACAUCCGACAUAGGCAACUGCGUGAGAAUCAGGUGAUUCAAGUAUUGAAGUCAUCUAGGUCGGAGCCAGAGGUCGAGGCGAAUGUCAACGAAGUCGAUGACUGGACCUCCAUGGAGAUUGUGAAGAUCAUAUACAAAGACGUUCCUGAGAAUCUGCAUAUACCUGCCAAUGGCGGUAUUAUUCAGAUACUUCACAAGUUAGAAGAGGAAGAAAAGGUGGUUGAAGACGCGAAGACAGGGAGGUGGAGACUCAGAAACCGCGCGGCCCUUUGAGGUGAUUGGAGGCAGAAGGCAAACAUCAAAGGUCUUUGGUUCUGGCGGAGCUGCAAAAGAAAGAGCUGACUUGGCGCUAUUGGGCUGGAAGCUCUCGACUAUCUGAAUUUGAGCACUCAACGUUGCAUGAAGUAGUACACUUUCCAC
This is a messenger RNA of Hyaloscypha bicolor E, 1037 nucleotides long. Its product is annotated as putative metallo-beta-lactamase domain protein. The record is from RefSeq and is a predicted model, not a curated record. Lineage: Eukaryota; Fungi; Ascomycota; Leotiomycetes; Helotiales; Hyaloscyphaceae. Gene Ontology annotation, biological process: secondary metabolite biosynthetic process. Bases 18 to 890 code for a protein of 290 amino acids. The transcript is spliced from 3 exons.